UGCCGAUCUUCGCCGAUGGACAUCCCAGUCGUCCAUUGUUACGGCACGAAUGCUGCCGCCGAGCUGCGCAAGGCCUGCACGGAAGUGGGGUUCUUCUACUUGGCCGACCAUCGCAUCCCGCAAUCGCUACUUGACUCGCUGUAUGCCGAGAUGCGCACGUUCUUCUCCAAGCCUGAAAGCGUGAAGCGACAAGUGUUGGCCGAUGAAAACAUGCGAGGGUAUACACCGAUGAACGAAGAGACGCUCGAUCCCGCGGUGCAGACGCAAGGCGACACGAAAGAAGGCUACUACAUUUGCCGCGAAGCUCUCCCUGACGAAGUGCAUUUACCCCUUCAUGGAUCAAACGUGUUUCCGAAAGACAAUCCAACUUUCCGCGAGGUGACCGUGCGGUACUUUGACCUUAUGUGCGAGCUCGGCUAUUAUGUUGCGCAACUCUUUGCCGAUGCCGCUGGAGCCCCCGGUGCAUUUGCGGCGGGGGGAAUGUUUGAUCGACCCAUGGCGGCACUGCGCCUUCUCCACUACAACAAUGUGGUUUCCAACGUUGACGACGGCGUAUUUGGCGCCGGUGCCCAUACAGACUACGGUCUCUUGACGCUACUCUCGACGGACGAGAACCCGGGUUUGGAAAUCUACUACAACCAAGAAUGGAUUCCCGUGCCGCCAAAGCCCCACUGCUUUGUCGUGAACAUUGGCGAUCUUGGAGAGCGAUGGACGAAUGGCACAUUCAAAUCGACGCGCCAUCGUGUCGUGAACCGCAAUGGGCGGGAACGCUAUUCCGUUCCGUUCUUUUACGAGCCCAACUUCACCUGUCAAGUGACGUGCCUCCCGUCGUGCGUGGACAAGGAUCACCCGCCCAAAUACUCUCCGAUCACGAGCGGGCAGCACCUGCUCAACAUGUAUCGGCAAACCCACGAGAGCUUUCAAGAACCGACAGAGAAGAACGUUUUGUUGGCGUAGACCACAAUGCUUUUACUGCACCUGUGUGGACGCGUAAAGCGCAGAGUACUUGUGUGAAUCGAUGUCACCAAUGUGUUCGCGUGUAUGGCGGUCGACGAUGCACAGACAAAGCCAACAUGCGUCAAGUCGAAGGUUGCUGCACCAGCCUCCUUGCCGACUGUACUCUCUCGAGAACAAUCCAGUGCCCCAAGGAAAACCCUAGGGCUGGAUUCGUCACAUCAAAGCAAUUCUUUCUCGCGCAAUCCACAAGACAGCCAUGCAUUUACACGUAUUUCAGGACCAUGCGCAACAUGGGACUCCACCUGGCUCGAGAUCUUUGCAGACGUGAGCCCUUCCAGUGUGCGUUUGACCGCCAAUCGUUUCGCUACAACAUGCACAUCAAACGAACUGCUCGGUGCCGCUGGAGUACACGACAAGCCGUGCACGGCCCCGCUCGUUGCGCUCGGUGUGACGGAAGCGUGCAUCGUGGUGCCAUUUGACGACUU
Messenger RNA from Aphanomyces invadans, 1442 nucleotides. RefSeq lists its product as hypothetical. NCBI's taxonomy places the organism in Eukaryota, Oomycota, Saprolegniomycetes, Saprolegniales, Verrucalvaceae. The transcript is spliced from 6 exons. The coding region runs from base 16 to 957 and encodes 313 amino acids. The record is from RefSeq and is a predicted model, not a curated record. Gene Ontology annotation, molecular function: dioxygenase activity.